This is a messenger RNA of Pangasianodon hypophthalmus (striped catfish), 5878 nucleotides long. It is a transcript of the gene ppp1r9ala, whose product is annotated as protein phosphatase 1 regulatory subunit 9A-like A. The transcript is spliced from 20 exons. Gene Ontology annotation, molecular function: actin filament binding. Lineage: Eukaryota; Metazoa; Chordata; Actinopteri; Siluriformes; Pangasiidae. Gene Ontology annotation, cellular component: postsynaptic density; dendrite; cytoplasm. The coding region runs from base 418 to 4590 and encodes 1390 amino acids. The record is from RefSeq and is a predicted model, not a curated record. Gene Ontology annotation, biological process: calcium-mediated signaling; actin filament organization; neuron projection development.
UGCGAGCGUGCACGCGCCCACGCGCCCGCCUCUGAGUGUGUUGCACGCGCGCUACUCACGAGCACGAGCGGCGUCGGAGCAGCGACAGGUCUGGAGUUUUCAAGGAGGGAAAAAGGCAGGAGAGAGGAGGAAGGGAGAACGAUGGCGGGGAAGAAAUGACAAGUUUGAAAGUGUGGGUUACACCGGGAACACCGGGAAAAAGUCGACCGGCAUUCCGGAACAAAGCACCUAUGCUGAAGGGAAUUGGCCUCUUUUUGCAGAUGUCCGCCGCCUGCUUGGUCUGAAACAAUGCCCCGGAGAAACUCAGGACUUGAUGGCUUCGUGCGAGUAGGAUAAAAACGCAUCAGCUACAGCUACUAAUCCCAAUCUGGAUCUGCGUUUGGACUCCUUCAGAUCACUAGGGAACGUGUGUGAAAAAUGAUCAAAACCGAGAGCAAAGGCGAGAGGACUCUGAGGAGCGCGUCUCCUCACAGAAACGCGUACAAGACGGACUUCCACGCCAUCAAGUGCUCCUUUGACGGAGCCAAGUCCGACAUCGCGUCCAAGUCGUGUGCUAAUGGCUCCUCCGGUGAGCCGCGCGAGGACGUAGCCAGGGGACGAAACUUUGGCAACCGCGUCAACAAGAUCAAGAACAUUUUCCUACAGAUGGACAGCCAGCAGCAGCAGGAGAACCAGGAGGGAAAAGCCACCACCAAGGCAGACGCGCCUCAGAUCUCCUCGCCACCGAAAUUCCCAGGUAGUGGCACGCACAAAACCAGCCCCACCACCUUGGAUCCUCAGAACGACAGGAUCCCGAAAGGGGAGGACCCUGAGAUUGACAAAGCGGCCUUGGCGGAGAAGUUUUCUGUGACUAGAAAACUAUUUGAGAGGGGUAUAAAGGAACAGACUACAGUAGAGAGGCAGGCCCCAGGCAGGGCCUCUGGACGCCUCUCCCAGGGUAAUGUGUGUGAAGAAAGGAGAGCAAGCAGGAAACCUGGAGGGUCAUCUGAAAAUAGCAACAGCAGCAUUAUUAAAACAGAUCGCGGCCCUGCUUCGCCGGAAAGUAAGGAUGCUGAUGACUCGAAGCAGGUCAAUCGAUUGUUAAAUGCAGGACCUAUAUCGAGAAGACUGGAGAAUUUCAUUGCAGAUGGCGAUAUUGAAGAAUCAGCAAGAACAUCAGCUAAAACACCAGAGAAGGUUUGUAGUCCUGCGGAAAGAUCAGGACCUAUGUCUCCUGUACGAGACACCGCUCACAAACCAACUUCACCUUUUAAUGACCACUUCCAGAAACCGACCUCCCCCAGUAAUCAUUCCAAACCAGUUCACUCUCCGACUUCACCAACCAGUGACUUGGAAUCAAGAUCUAGCUCUCAAACGUCUUCUAAGCCCACCUCCCCUACCACAAAAGGCGGUGAUGAGACCUGCGUCCCCACUUCAAGACAUCCAUCCUCAUCAGCCGAUGGUUUUAAUAAAUCUCUCACAGGCACUGAGGGAACCAAACCCACUGUUACUCCCAGGGAUCAAAAGCCUUCAGCUUUUAUCAGCAGCUUUUACAACAGAGUCAAGGGUCCAGAGGUGGCUAAGCGCGAGUCCGUUACAUCACGGAGUUCAUCUGGAGACACGUUACCUCCUCAGUCCCCGCCGAGCUUGGAUCCUACUGGGGUAGGAAUGGUCCGUGCAGAGCUAGUCAGGGUCCAGAAUGAAUCGUCAGAAAGCGAGGAGAAUGAGGAGGACUGUGUAUUUGAAGAGCUUAAGCUCAAAAGGGAGCUCAGUCCAGACGCGCAGAGAGGAGGUCUGACCAGAGUAGCUUCAAUUCCAUCAUCUCAAGAUGACCUUCAGAAGGUCACAGAGGUCAAGCAGCAGGAAAAGGCAGUUUCUGACUCACAGGAGGGACAACUGGAGGAGCAGAGAGCGGAGCUGGCAAAGCAGGAGAGUGACAAACAGUGUGAUGAAGAAGAGGAGGAAGAGGAAGAGAGUGAGCAAGAUGAUGAGGAUGAAUGUGGAAAGACAUCGCCAGUGUUUUAUAGCUUUGAAAAUGCAGCAUUUGUGGAUGAUAAAGAGACGGGGCCUGCUCAGAAGGAAGAAGAGGAGGAGGAAGAGGAAGAUGAUAAUCAGGACUAUGAGGAGUAUGAUGAAAUUACUGGUCUCUCAGAGGAUGAAGAAUGUUCACCCAGGAGGAAGAUACGCUUCUCUAGCGCACCAAUACGGGUUUUUACCACAUACUCAAAUGAAGACUAUGACCGACGCAAUGACGACGUGGAUCCUGUGGCAGCCUCUGCUGAGUAUGAGCUGGAGAAGCGUGUGGAGAAGAUGGAUGUCUUUCCAGUGGAGAUGGAGAAAGGUGAUAAUGGGCUAGGCAUCAGCAUCAUAGGCAUGGGGGUGGGAGCUGAUCAGGGUCUGGAAAAACUCGGCAUCUUUGUGAAGACCAUCACGGAAGGAGGAGCAGCUGAGAGAGAUGGCAGGAUCCAGGUAAACGAUCAGAUUGUAGAAGUCGACGGCAUCAGUCUGGUGGGAGUGACACAGCUCUUUGCUGCUACAGUCCUGAAGAACACAAAGGGAACAGUUCGCUUCCUGAUUGGUCGGGAGAAACCGGGGACCCAAAGUGAGGUGGCCCGGCUGAUCAGUGAGACGCUGGAGCAGGAGAGACACCAGCAGCAACAGAGACUGGAGGAUCCAUAUGAGCAGUCCACAGAGGAGGACGAACACUACGAGGAGGACGAAGGAGAGGAAGACGGGAUUGUAAGCUCGAGUUUUGGCAGGAGGUCUGUGGAGCUGUAUGAUUUACCAGAGAAUGAAAGGAUGUUCUUGCCAUCAAAUAUGGAUACCGCACAGCUCAGCUUCAAAUUUAAAGAGCUCCAGAUAAAACACAGUAUAGCCGAGGCCGAAGUCGAUCAACUCAAAGAAAAGCUGAAGGAGUCUGAGAAGGAGCGAACAGCAUGGGAGGAACGGCAGGAACAGCUGGAGAAAUGUAUUGAGGAGAACUCGGAAAGAAUCAACUACAUGGAGAAGAACUGGCUGGAUGCUCAGGCUCUCUGCAAAGCUCUUAAUGAGCAACUCACGGACUCUCAGAACCAGUUUGAAGCUUUGGACAAGAAAUACAGCAAAGCAAAGAAACUGCUCAAGGAGUACCAGCAAAAAGAAUCAGACUUUGUGAAGAAGGAGGAGGAACUGAAGAAGAUUCUGGAGGAGAAGGAAAGCUUUUACAAAGCCCAGUUAGAGAACUUACAGAAGAGGGUUGAGGCUCUGGAGUCCUGUACCAAGCCUCAGGACUCUACAGCAGAAAACCGCACUGAAGGGUCUACGGGUUUAGACAGUAAACCUGCAGACUCACUUCUACUAGAUACCGACUGGAGUGAAGUUGUGCCCGAGACUAAGCUUUUGGACACUAGUGCCCAUCGGGCCAAAGGCCUGCUAGCCCAAAAGUCCAAACGGCAGCCCCCAUCUCGCAGUAAGCUCAGAGAGACUAGCAACUCGCCAGCAUGCCUUCCUCAGGGUGAAAAGGAGGAGUCUCAGGGUCCUCCACAUCGUAGGCGGUCACUACAGGAUAGUAUGUCCCUGCCAGUGCCCAUCUCUCCGCCAGCUAAUGGCCAGAAGGAGGAACCUGGCACUGCCCGGCCUCUGGGCACUUCCAGAAGCAGCAUGGAGCUCUCCGUCCCUCAGUCUUCCCCUGGAACCAGUACAGAGAACCCCUCCAUUUCCACAACAAAAGAUUCUUCCCCCUCUGGCUUUCUCCGAAAUGUCAAGAAGAGAGAGUCCAAAGGAAAAGGCAAAGAGGUUAAAGAAGACCCCAGUGAUGGAGCAGGAAAAUCUAAAAGGCGAUUCCCUGAUUUUGGUGGUCUCAGGAAAUCUGGUGGGAAAGGCAAGAAACAUGACAAAGAAGCAAUGAGAGCAUCAUUGGACAGCAGAGGCUCAGCGGAGCUGCUGGAAGAGUCAGGGCCAAACAUCUCGCCCUCAGAGUCCUUGGCGUCCAUCCCAACGUGCAUGCCUUUCUCUUGGUUCGGUGAUAAGGACAAAGAGAGAGACCGAGAGCCUUCAUCUUCUACCAGCAGUCUUCCUCAAACUGCAGCAGAACCCAGUGAACAGCAGGACGGCAAGAACAAGACAAAUCUUUCCUGGUCCUCUCUGUUCAGUCGAUCUUUAGAUUUGAGCAUGUCAGUGCUAGAUGAUUCAAAACCGGGCAGUCCGAGUUCAGAGUUAGCAGGGCUUGUGGCAGAGCCCAACCUGUCAGGCCGAGCUCACACUUUAACCUUCUCUUCCAGUGAGAUGCUGGAUAAUGAGCCUGGCUCAGCGGGGAAAGACUACCAGUGGCAGAAUCGUCCAGUCUCUGAGUGGACAACUCAGCAAGUGUGCCAUUGGCUGAUGGGCAUGAACAUGGACCAGUACACUCCUGAGUUUACUAUGCAGGGUGUUGAUGGACUGCAGCUGAUGAAUCUGGACAGUGACAGACUAAAAGUGCUUGGAGUCUCUAGCCAAACUGACCGUGCCAUGAUUAAGAAAAAGCUGAAGGACAUGAAAAAAGCCCAGGAGAAACUGGAAAAACAGCGUGAGAAACGUGACAAAGAAGCUAGACGAAGCGGGAGACUGCCAGGCAACAAUGACUCUAUCUGCUGAAGCCACCUUAAUCUCUUUCUAGGUUUCUCGCUCUCUCUUCCUCUUUGUUUCUACUUCUCUGAAGCAUUGACACACUCUGGUUUGUGUCAAGCAGGCAGCUGACGGCCCUUUGCUGUUUAAUUCUAUAGUUAUGUGCAGGUGACACAUGUUAAUGCAGUCAAUAUGUAAAAUCAAUCCAUCAUUAAUUAGUAGGAACUAAUGUGCAGAGCAGGUAUAUAUUAGGUCUGUACCUCUUGCCUGACCCUAAUGCAAAAGAAAUACCGUUCAUAACAGAAAAAUAGCAGAUUUAAUAAUUACUACACUGUAAAAUUUUUCACCUGAUGCCUUAAACCUAAAGGGCAGUGCAGAGUAUGCACCAUGUACAUUUCCUAAACAGGACUCUUAAAACAUGCUGACAAAACUGAGACCUCUCUAGGGCCAUAGAGCAUUGAUUAGAGAAAUGUAUUACAGCCAGUGUGGACCAUCUAGAUGAUAGUGAAUUCUCUGUGCUACCUUUAGCAGACUUUUUAUUGUAUUUUAUGUGCACAACAAAAGAAUAUUUCUUGACUCUUAAGAGAACAAGAUACACAUACACAUGCCUUUAAUUUUGGAAAGAAUAAUGUUUUUAAAACAUCUUUGUAUCUAUUUUUAAUAGUACAACUGUCUCCUGUCCCCCUGUAUAAACCUUCUUUGCUGGAACUUUGUACAGUCCUUGAGUGAAAGCACUAUAUUUGUCUUUUAAGAGGCAAAUGGUGACAUGGUUUUUAAAUGUACAAAUGAGAUAUUUUAUACACUUAUUAACUUCAGACGAAAAACAUUAUUGAUUAAACUUUUGGACACAUUUUCUACUGAGUAGAAUAGCUCAUAGUGUAAGACCUUUUUGCAAUUUAUAAACAGUAAAAAAGUGAAAUUCUUUAGAUGUUGCUGCAGUUUGACUGCAUUGGUUAUGGUAAUACUCUUUCUAUCUAUUCCAGGUCUUAAAGGUUAUCACUGAUCAUCAAAGCAGGGUAUGGAGUUGAGUUAAAAGACUUAAAAAUUUCAGGUGAUUUAAAAAAAAAAAUGGAGAAUGCUAAAAGUUUUGAUGUAGUGUGAUCAUUCAUAACUUCUUGUUGUAUUUCAUGUUUAUCCCACCUACUACAACCUCCUGAAUAUUAGUUGUACAAUUGGCUAAGCCCCAAUAGAGUUCCUAUAUAAAUGGAUUUUAAUUGUUUCAAUACAGGACUUUGUCAGACCAUAAGGAAAACCUAAUAUCCAGUUAUUUCUCUGGUACGAGAGUACAAGCUGCACCAAUAAAUUUAUUUUCACUUUU